AUGACGUCCAAAAAAUCGAGAGGGUUCCUCGGUCGCCUGACAACCAAGCUCCGAUCCAACGCACCCUCCCCCAUUAUCCCGCCUCCCCCCGGACUCGGCAGCGCCGCCGCGGGGGCCGGCAACCUUCGCUCACCCAUUUCUAUUUCCUCGCCCCGCUCACCUCGACGCACGUCACACGACUCUGCCCCUCGCCGCGGUGCGUCCGUCCAGCGGCGCGGCACGCGUGGGGUGGGUGCGGGACCACCGCUCCCGAACUCACUUGCGUCCAAAUCGAAGCGGGAAGAGGCGCUGCGCGCGCGCGGACUGCUUCCGCCUGCGCGAGUGAGGUAUCUGUCAGAGUUAGAGGCGGAGGAGGAUAGGCGGUUGGGCGUCGUGCAGGAGAGGGAGGACACACCGAGCUCAGAUGACGGGCCGUCAAAGGCGCGAGAGCUCGUAGAGAUGUGGAGGGCGGGUAACUCCGCGAUAUCGCUACAUGGGGACAAAGCGGUCAACGAUAACCAAGAACAGGAGAAGGGCAAGGAGAGGCUGUCGAUUGAACGACAGAGUCUGGAGACGUCGGGUGCUGGCAAGAAGACCGAUGAGGAACAGGGACAGAGGGGCCCAGGACAGCCCUUUGACAAUCCGGUUUCAGGCUUUGAUGUCCACAACAAUGUUGCGUUUCUCGCGCCUCAAGACUCGCCACUUAGCUUUGGUCAGGCAUAUGCCUCCAUCCCCGAGCCAGACUCCCCUGCCUUGCUCGCACUUGCGCCACCGCCACCGCCCAAGAAAACUCCUCCGCGCCACCCCCUCGGGCCACGACCCUCUCCACCUUCAUCGCCCCGCGGUUCCCUCUCCCUCCCGCGCUCCCGCACCUCGCUCGACGACGCACUGGGUCUUACGCAGACGCAGCCAUUAUCCCUCCACAGUCGCACGCCGACCGCAGACACCGCGAGCACGGAGAAAGUCACACAAUGGCUGCGAACGUCGACAUCGACUCCGCCGCCUAUGUCCAUGUCUGCAGGGACCCUGGCCGCACCCCGCACGCCCAUGUCCACAUCCGCGUCCUCACAGCGCACAGCAACGCCGGCGGGCGCACACAGACGCGCUUCGGGAGAAAGCUCCCGCGGCACGCCAGGCUCGCCUUCUCGCUCUCUCUUCGCCGUGCAGCAAUCCGCCCCUCGCUCCCCCGCGACGUCGGCGCGCACCCUCGAGCAUGCAACGCCACCGCCGUCCCCUCCCAUGCCCCGCUCGCCCGGCAUCGCGUCGCUCCGCGCUUCACCGCGCGCUCGCGCGUCGAUGCUCCCCCCACCAACGGGGCCCUUACCCCUCCCUCCCUCUCCCUUAGAUAAACUAUCGACACACUCCGAGUCUCUCCUCCCUCCCCUCCCUACCCCUCCGAGUCCGACCGCACGUGCGCGCCCCGCGGCCUUGCACCCCUCCAACAGCAUGCGCAGCGGUACGACGGCGACGACGACCUCGAGCCCGUCCAGCCCAACCAUCCCGUCCCUCCUCGACUCCGUCUCCUCGCACAUCUCGCAGAGCACGAGCGCGUCGGGCUCCAGCAUCCCGGUCACGCCGUCCUUACCGUCUCUCCCUGCACCCAGCGGCGCAAAGGGCGUCCAUCAGGCCGGCAAGCCGCCGAUGAUCGUCGAGGAGGGCAGCGGCCCACGCACGUCACGCUCAUCACACAGUCACAGUCACAGCGAAGAGUUCGGUGUGCUCCCGCAGGGGGCACAGCCGCUGCCUAUCCCGCGCGUGUCGUUCACGGCGGCGUCAGCGGAGCGCCCGAAGUCCGCGGGUCUGUUUGGGCGAAAAAAGGAGCGCUCGCAGACGCUGGGCGGGGCGGGGAUGGUGCCGCCUGCGAUCGGGAAGCCGCUGUCGCUGUCGAAUCUGCGGCGGACGGUGAGCGGGGCGAUACGCUCGCGCGGGGCGCAGACGCUGGUGCCUCCGGUGCCGGUGAACAUGGCGUCGUUGCCUCUCGGUGUCGGAGUGGGGGCGAGGGCACGCACGCCGGUCGCGCCGACGAUUCAUAGUCCGGGGACGAUCUUGCUGGAGACGAGGGGGAUCGAGGACGAGGAGAGUCGGCGGCUGAGCGAGAUGGCGUUUUUGGACUAGGGAGUGGGCGGGUGCUUUUCCUUCAUCGCUUUGUUCUCAUUUCUCCGUUUGCUCUUCGAUCGCGUUCUGUUCGCUAUGUCCUUUCAGUUCGUCGAUUUUGUUCGUUCCAUUGUGUGUUGAGCUACGCGUGCGUUUAUAAAGGUUCGAGUUGUACCUCGUUUUUGGAAGAGUUCGUUGUUUCAGUAUACCUCGCAUCUAUAUGCGUUUCGCCACACUCUUUUUUAAUCAAUUUUGUCGUAUCCUGUCCCUCUGUUCGCGUUCGCAUUCACUUCCUAUCUCACGCUGCCCUCAGCGGCCUCGUCCACUCUUUUCUCGCUGUGUAUGCUUCGAUGUACAUGCAUACCCCACCUGUGUCGCUUUUGUAGAUCUAUUAUCUAUAUCCAUGUCUCCGUCCUUCUCUCUAUCUCCUUGCAUAGCGUAAAGGUACUCUGAUAAUUUCACAUACCUUGUUUUUACUGCUCUGCCAUCCUUCCUUUCGAAAUCGACCAACCCGCACAAAAGGAUAUGUUAUAUAUUAUAAUAAACAUGGUGAUAAAUC
Molecule: messenger RNA, 2632 nt
Organism: Heterobasidion irregulare TC 32-1
Lineage: Eukaryota; Fungi; Basidiomycota; Agaricomycetes; Russulales; Bondarzewiaceae
Exons: 1
Coding region: 1-2094 (697 amino acids)
Source: RefSeq, a predicted model, not a curated record